Messenger RNA from Manduca sexta (tobacco hornworm), 6051 nucleotides. RefSeq names its product disheveled-associated activator of morphogenesis 1 (gene DAAM). Lineage: Eukaryota; Metazoa; Arthropoda; Insecta; Lepidoptera; Sphingidae. Gene Ontology annotation, biological process: positive regulation of actin filament polymerization; actin cytoskeleton organization. The transcript is spliced from 20 exons. Gene Ontology annotation, molecular function: small GTPase binding; actin binding. The record is from RefSeq and is a predicted model, not a curated record. Bases 361 to 3909 code for a protein of 1182 amino acids.
CACUUGCCUUAGGCUCGCCAGUCACCUGGUGCGGAUCUUGCCCGCUGCACGUGCCCGAGCACCGAACACUAGACGUCGAUCGUAGUUCGAACGUUCGAUCACCGAUCGCCGACCGCGAUGUCGAACGCGCGCCUAAACGGUCCAUUCGACUGAAUUAACGCUUUGGGCGCAACACGCAUUGUUUUUCAGACCCUUAAAUUUUCCAGUGGACUCAAGUGCUGUGCUUUUAGUGUUGUUACUUUUUGAGGCAAUUUAUUUUUGUGUAUAACGGGAAUGUUUUUUUACGUAUGCGACAAUACAUAAUCUUGAAUUAUAAAAAAAAAUGUGAUUGAGUGAAAGUAUUUCAAGAAAGGUCUAUAAAUGAGAAUCAACAUGUGCAGCAAGGAGCAAAUCAACCAUAUCCUCGGGAAGAUCAAUGUGGGUCUGCCGUCGUGGUCACGCGGCGUGGAGGUGGCGGAGGCGGCGCGCGCGCGCCUUGUGCGCUGGGCGUGCGGCGAGCCCCCCGCCGAGCCGGACCCCCCGCGCAAGAAGAUGCCGCACGCGCUGCGGAGGAGGUGGCCCCUGUGCCCUUGUUUGCAGAAUGACGAACCCCCCGAGAUCACAUACUGCGUGGUGGGGGGCGAGGGUGGUCUGGCGCUGCAGGCGGUCACCCCGACCCACCCGAUGCCGCCCCAGGACGAGCUCGACGCCAAGUUCGCCGAGCUGGUGGAGGAACUGGAUCUCACAGCAGCGAACAAAGCGGCGAUGAUGGCGUUACCAGCGGCUAAGAAGUGGCAGAUCUACUGCAGCCGACGGCCGCCGCCGGGCGCCGCGCCUCAUCUGGCCACAGCGCCGCAGGUCGAGGAGUACAUCAAGGCGCUUAACGAGAUCGCUGACGCGUUCGCCUCUUCAGACAGCACGCUGCCAACAGAAGCAAGUGGACUGGUCGACGGAUUAAAGACUGCUCUCCGGACGCGGGCGCACAGCUUCGUCCUAAGGUUCAUCAAGCAAGGUGGACUCGGAUCCUUACUAGAUGCCUUGCAGAAGGCGCCUCGAGACGAUGCAGCCACGAGGCACAACCUCAUUGCGGCGAUAAAAGCUCUUAUGAACAACUCGACCGGUCGGGCGCACGUUCUGGCACACCCCACGAGCAUCGAUCUGAUCGCACAGUCGCUUGAUACCGAGAACGUAAAGACCAAGGUGGCGGCGCUAGAGAUCCUCGGCGCCGUGUGUCUUGUACCAGGAGGACAUAAGAAGGUGCUAGAAGCAAUGGUGCACUACCAAAAAUACGCGGGAGAGCGCGCUCGCUUCCAAGGCAUCGUGAAUGAGUUGGACAGGAGUACGGGAGCAUACCGCGACGACCUAGGGCUCAAGACGGCCAUCAUGUCGUUCGUGAAUGCGGUGCUCAACUACGGGCCUGGGGAAGAGAGCCUCGAGUUCAGGUUGCAUCUGAGAUACGAGCUGCUCAUGUUGGGUAUACAACCAGUGAUAGAAAAACUUCGCAAAUACGAAAACGAAACCCUGGACCGGCACAUCGAGUUCUUCGAGAUGGUGCGCAACGAGGACGAGCGCGAGCUGGCGCGGCGGUUCGACCGCGAGCACGUCGACACCAAGAGCGCCGGCGCCAUGUUCGAGCUGCUGCGGCGCAAGGUCAGCCACACCGCCGCCUACCCGCACGUGCUGUCCAUGCUGCAGCACCUGCUGCUGUUGCCGCUGGAGUACAACCCUCAGUCGCAGCACUGGUUGCUGCUGGACCGCGUGGUGCAGCAGGUGGUGCUGCAGCAGCCGGCGGCCGGCAGCCGCGCCAGCAGCGACCACGGCAGCGACCGCGGCAGCGAGCGCGGCACCAACACCGACACCACCAAGAUUUACGACCCAGAUGUAGCACCUUUAGAGAUCAACGUCGCUGAGAUCGUGCAUCUCCUGGCGAAGGAGGAAGAGCUCGUCGCUGCCAGAACGAAGGCUGAGAACUUGGAGCGGGAGAACAUUGACCUCGCCACAGAACUCGCUAAGAAGGAGAAGCAGGUGGACCAGCAGAGCCAGGAGCGCGAGGAGCUGGAGGGCGUGGUGGCGCGGCUCAAGGAGCGGCUGGAGCGCGAGACCGCCGCGCACAUGGAGUGCAGCGAGCGCGUGCGCGCCGCCGCCGCGCGCGCGCACGCGCUCGACCAGCAGCUUAAUCAAGAGAGAGCGGAACGAGCGAGGUUCGAGAAACUAGUCAGCGAGGGAAGCAUACCUGAUGAUGCUAAGGUCAGCAACUUGAAGAGCGCAGUGAUCGAAACAUGCUCGGUGCCUCCUCCGCCCCCGCCGCCGGCGCUGUGUCCCCCGCCGUUGCCUCCCACCGCGCCUCCUGCGCCUGCGCCACCUCCAGCACCACUCGCCCCCAUGGCACCACUCGCACCAGCAGCCCCGAAGCCCAAAAAGAACGUGCCUACUCCCGGUAACCCACUGAAGAGCUUUAACUGGAAUAAGCUGCCAGACACCAAGCUGCACGGAACGAUCUGGCAAGAGCUUGAUGAUACGAAGCUGUACAAUACGAUGGACCUGCACACUAUUGACAAGAUGUUCUGCGCUUAUCAGAAGAAUGGCGUUCAGAACGAAGGUUCCGUAGAAGAUCUCCGGCAAUUGGGCCAGAAGCCUCGCACGAAGAUCCUGACCGUCAUCGACGGCCGACGAGCUCAGAACUGCACCAUUCUCCUGUCCAAGUUGAAGAUGACUGACGAGGAGAUUUGCAGGGCAAUCCUACGCAUGGACACGGCUGAGCAGCUGCCGAUCGACAUGGUGGAACAGUUGCUGAAGUUCACUCCGAGUGCUGAGGAGGCGGCCCUACUCGAGGAGCAUCAAGACGAGCUCGACAGCAUGGCGAGGGCUGACAGGUUCCUGUACGAAAUAUCCAAGAUCCCGCACUGGUCGCAGCGCGUGCGCACGCUGCUGUUCAAGAAGAAGUUCGCGGCGGCGGCGGCGGAGGCGCGCGCGCGCGCGGCUGCGGUGCUGCGCGCGGCGCGCGAGCUGCCUCGCUCGCGGCGCCUGCGCGCGCUGCUGGAGCUGGUGCUGGCGCUCGGCAACUACAUGAACCGCGGCGCGCGCGGCAACGCCUCGGGCUUCCGCCUCUCCUCGCUCAACAAGCUCGCCGACACCAAGUCCAGCGUCACGCGCAACACCACGCUGCUGCACUACCUCGUCGAGAUACUCGAGACACAGUUCAAAGACGUUCUCCUGAUCGAAGAGGAUCUACCUCACGUGCGAGCAGCCGCGAAGGUCUGCGUGGAACAGCUGGAGAAGGAUGUUGGGGCACUGCGCAGUGGCCUGAGGGAGGUGGCGCGGGAACUCGACUACCACGCGUCCCUCUCGCCCCCCCCUCCCGGCGACUGCUUCGUGCCCGUCAUGAGGGACUUCCACGCGCACGCCGUCUGCACCUUCACGCAACUGGAGGAUCUGUUCCAGGACAUGAAGAGCCGCCUGGAAGCGUGCGCACACGCGUUCGGCGAAGAGCCGAGCACGUCGCCCGAGCAGCUGUUCGGCGCCAUGGACGCGUUCCUGGCGCAGCUGGCCGAGGCGCGCGCCGAGUGCGACGCGGCGCGGCGCCGGCGCGACGACGAGGAGCGCCGCACCCGCCACGAGCAGGAGCUCAAGAAGCGCACAAUGGAGCGCAAACAAUCUAGCCUCCUCGGCUCAGUGGGGAAGUCCCUAGGUAAAGCGAACGGCGACUGCAAUGGCCACUCGAACGAUAGCUCUCGCGACGGCACCCUCACUAACGGACAGAAGGGAGAGUUCGACGAUCUCAUCUCAGCGCUUAGAACCGGCGACGUCUUCGGAGAUGAUGUGGCCAAAUUCAAAAGGUCGAGGAAAACAUCAAAAAUCAACCAGAAAGGCAGGGAUUCCCCGCCCAGAGGCGUCUGCAGAGAAGACUCCCGAGAGAGACAGAAGAACUGAAACAAUGUCUCUCGAAAACAGUGACUUAUCUAAUCAAUGUUAAAAGCAAACAGCUUUUAAAGUAGAAUGCAUGUAAAGAUCUAGUAUCUAAGAUCAGCCUGGCUCUGAAGCCUAGGGUUCUAAAGAAAGUGAGGCGUAAAUCUAUUUCAGUGGAUUAUCUACUCGGACAAAGCAUAAGCAAGAUAGAGAUCAAAGGGGAUCAUCCAUCUUCAGUGUAUCGAAACAUGCAGAAAGAACUGGAAUAUGGAAGACUGCUUUUCCUUACAGUGGAUCUUCUACUGGAACUAAACGUUUAGAAGCAUGAUACACGCUUUCUAAGGUAGUUCUGACGAAUCGAUAACAAUCGUCACAAUAGAUAUCGAUAGUUUUUAUCGAUGUGAUGCUAUAUCGGUGUUUAGUGUAAUUUAUAGAAAUUAUAUAUGAAGAAUAGAAAGGUGUUAAAAGAAAUGAGACUCAGUGAUGUGGCCGUUUGAUUUUCGUGUAUUUCGUUUUCGAUAAAGUUUGUGUUUAUCGAUAAUGUGUUUAUUAAUUAACUUGAUUUAUUUAAUGUGACAACGAACUCUCCGCUGCCAUUUUUUGAUGAUUUUAAGGGCAUUUCGCUUCGAUCACAAACGUAUGGUGCCUAAUUUUUGAACAUAAUUCUUAAUGUUUUUUAUUAGGUUGUAAGAUCGGUGCGUGAGUGUACCCUGUGUACAUCAGCUUAUCAAGCUGUCAUCUAUCGAUAACAUCGACAUUUUUGUCGACAAUAAUGUAACCAUGCAUCCCAACGAUUGACGAAUAUUUGUGUAAAUAUGAGAGUUGAGUCUUUAAUUGACUAAAAAUUCGACAAAAAUGUCGUAUAUAGGGUGCUUCAAAAAUAUUAUUUUCAAAAUUUCUCUAUCUACAUUCGGUAAAUUAUAUAAUUAUUGUAUAAUUAAAUCCUAAAUUACUUCCUGUAAGUGCUGUUCGAAACUUUUACAUUGUAUCACCUUUUAUAAGUGUCGAAACUAAAUUCGUUUUUCCAUACUAUCGACUGAUGUAGUCAAAGACUGUGCAUGUUAUUCCAUAGACGAUUUAUGAUUUAGAUUAAAAAUUGUAUCGAUAAGCGUUGUGUGAUUUGAAUAACCAUAGACUAACGCGUAAGUAAUUUUUAUGGAAUAUAAUAUCUGUGGAAUUAUUUUUCCGUCGUGAAGCCGUCAUGACACGUUUUAACGUUCGAAAAUGCCAUAAAUAUAUUUAUUUGAAUUUUAUAAAUACUUUACAUCUUUUUACAGAAAGACAAGGUGCUCAAAUUUAUUGUAUAUCCUGUAGUUUGUUUUACGAAAUAUCUUAACUGUGCAUAUAUCAGAAUACUUUUAUUCCAAACAAAGUUCAUUAAUUCAAACAAAUUUCAAUCAUUGAAUUUGAUAUCCAACUAAUUCCUUAUUUUUUCCCCAUUGUAAAGUAAACAAAAAGGUUGAUUUGUGGAAUGACGGCUUAACACGUUCUAAUCAUUUCUGACAUAUCCCAUGUAUUUAUAGUCAGCGUCUUGCUUCAAUGUGACUGUCGUGGUUUCAUAUUUGAAAAAUACCGAUUUACGAAACUGAUGCAUUUAAGGCAUAUUCUGAGGUACUGAUAGCACAAAAUCCGUUAAAUUAGGAUUUAAGAAAAACAGGCUAAUAAAAAUUCAAAACAUAAUACAAAUUAUUUUAGAUAAAACAUCAAAAAGCCAUUGUUCCUUAGAAUAUUCACAAACGUUUAAUGACGUCUAUAGUCUUGACCACGAAUAGUAUAAAACUACCAGAAUAGUAUGAAACUGCGACAGUAGUAAAACAUGGCCAACGACCGAUUAUUCGAAUAAAUGUAAAUCGGAAUUGACACAUUUAUUAAAAAAUACCUAUAGAUUAGGAAUUGAUAGCAACAUUUACAAUACAGUUUUGGAUGUUUGUAACUUAUAUCGCAUGGAUUAGAAACUUUUUGAUAAAUUUUACAUUUUAUACCUAAUUUAUUCAGUUUGAUUGUAAAUAUAAUUUUAAUUUCGAUUGGUUACCGACGGACGUCACGGCGUGUUAGCGAGCUGGUCAUUUGUAAAUGUUUAUUGUUUUGUUCAGUAUUUCUAAGGCAUAUAGUAUAUGGAUAUUAUUAUCUAUUAACAAUAUUUAAAUUAAAAUCUUUCAAACGGUA